Messenger RNA from Phytophthora infestans T30-4, 468 nucleotides. RefSeq lists its product as uncharacterized. The transcript has 2 exons. Lineage: Eukaryota; Oomycota; Peronosporomycetes; Peronosporales; Peronosporaceae. The coding region runs from base 1 to 468 and encodes 155 amino acids. The record is from RefSeq and is a predicted model, not a curated record.
AUGUUUCAGCUGUCGGCAGAGUACCUAGAGAGCUCUGAAGAGCGCUUUAAAGUGCAGGAAGAGCUGGAUGAAGCUGAAAUGGGUGCGUCCGACGUCACGUGGGAACCUCCAUGGAAUACUUAUCAAACACCCGUUAAUUCGGACUGGAAGCAAACGCAAUUAGAGCUCUGUGAGCUUGAGCACGGAGAUAUUUUUGGUCACCAAGGGAGGAUUACAAACGCUCCACGUCCAAGCAGCGGGAGCUUCUGCGAGCUGCCACUACACGACCAAAAUCAACCAAUACCAGGCGAACAAGUAUCGCUAUCAACUGUAUGGGGGUUGGAAGGGGGACAACGCCAACGCAACCGGUUGCGCUGGCACUGCGACGUGGAGAAUGUUUUUGUGCGUCAUCAUCCUGGGUUCCACCGCGCCAGCCUCGACAAGAAAAACAGCAGAUUCAUGGAAUAUCUUGCGCCAAGGCAGCGUUGA